AUGUUAUCUAAUAUCAAUUAGUGUCUCUUCGACAUUAUGCUUUACAACCCAUACUACUUUACUCAUGCACAAAUUCCAUACAAUUUCCUCUAGAAGCUCUACAUUUUCCAAUUUGCCAAUUAAGGUAUACUAUACCUCUCCUUUAUUCAAACAUCACUCUUAUUUGUUUCCCUUAAACUAUUACCUAAACCCAAAUACUGGGCAAGAAACAAGUUUUGGACUAUACUCCCCUAUUCACAAGGAGCACUUACACUUAUUUGGUUUUUCAAUCGCUACAUCAUUCCCAACGAAGGAUUUCAAUUCGUAUUUGGCAAAUAAAUUCAACACAUCUAAGAACAAAAUCUGCUAUAAAAACCUUUACUUUACAAUAGACAAUACAUAAUUAACAAGUUGAUGUGUUACAAUGAAGAUUAAUCCAAAACUACAUCUAAUAAAAAAUUAUCCCUCAAUUAAAAAUUAAAGGAUGCCAAUCAAAUCAUUAUAGAUAAAUCUCUUGACAAUUCUAAAGUCCGAUAAAUUUACUAGUUAGAAUUCGAUCAAUAAAUAUAUUCUGAUAUUCUACUCUAUAAAAGAGAUUUAUAAAGCUAUCAAUUGAGUCCUCCCUGA
Molecule: messenger RNA, 606 nt
Organism: Paramecium tetraurelia
Lineage: Eukaryota; Ciliophora; Oligohymenophorea; Peniculida; Parameciidae
Exons: 1
Source: RefSeq, a predicted model, not a curated record